AUGUUCGAUCCAAAACUCCAAUUGACUUGCUCUUCUUGUGGUCUUACUGCACAUCCAAGCUGCUUGACAAAGGACGAUAUUACAGAAGACAUGAUUGAUAUGAUCAAAAGCUAUCCCUGGCAAUGCGCUGAUUGUCGAACCUGUGAAGCUUGCAGAAGUGGACAAUCUGAGGACUUGCUCUUCUUUUGUGACUCGUGUCUGAGAGGAUAUCAUACUUUCUGUGUCUUUCCACCAUUAGAUGAAGUUCCAACGGGCGAUUGGUUUUGCAACACUUGCAAAGGUCAACGUCAGUUGACACUACCCGUCAAACGAGGAAAUCUAGCCGACGAAAGCUCACCUCCAAAACGAAGGAGGAAGGAGAAACCACAUAGCCCUAGACUUCCUAUCGCCCAAUUAGCUCUCAUAGCUAAUACAAUAGCAUCGCCUGCAUCGUCAACAACUCAUAUGUCAACCGCAUCGCCACCACCACAACCACUUACUCCAAAACGACCAGUUAAACCGAUACCUGCUGCUACACCUAAACUGCCAACCAUUAAACUGACUGUCAAAGGGUCGCCGAAAAUAGUUAGUAUUCGUCCACCACCUGGUUUGAACGGCGAGGGUAGCAGUAAAGGUGAUCAACUCGCUGUCAAAGACCAUGAUACCAUCGAGCUGUUUUAUGGUGGGAAAUUGAAUGCUGAAGAGGCUGAUACCAAGAAGGGGUUGCCUGGUAAAAAGGAUCGGAAGAGAUUUGAUGUAGCUCGAGAACACUCCAAGCAAUAUCUUCCACCAUCUGCGCAUGAUCAUCCAGAAAUAGAAGACAUGCAGUCUAAUGAUGGAGAAGAGGGUCCAGCCGUCAAGAUCAAGCAUGUGCAAUUUGGAGAUUUCGAGAUCGACACUUGGUUUGCUUCUCCCUAUCCUGAAGAAUUUCAUUCGCAGCAGAAACUCUUCUUAUGUGAAUAUUGUCUCAAGUAUAUGAAGAGUUCUUAUAUGCUUGGAAGACACAAGCUCAAGUGCCCGCUGACGCAUCCACCUGGUGAUGAAAUCUACAAGGAUGGGAUUGUCUCCAUCUUUGAAGUUGAUGGCCGAAAAAAUAAGAUAUACUGUCAGAAUCUUUGUUUGCUGGUCAAGAUGUUUCUAGAUCACAAGACGCUGUAUUAUGAUGUAGAACCCUUCCUGUUCUACGUCAUGACUGAAAAGGAUGAUACGGGACAUCAUUUCGUUGGAUACUUUUCAAAGGAAAAACGAUCGGCAGCCAAUUAUAAUCUAUCAUGUAUCAUGACAUUGCCAAUUCAUCAGCGGAAGGGGUAUGGAAACUUUCUCAUAGACUUUAGUUAUCUCUUAUCGAAAAAGGAAGGUAAACCAGGAUCUCCAGAAAAGCCUCUGUCAGAUCUUGGUCUGCUAAGUUAUCGCAACUAUUGGAGGACUGUGAUAAUGCAGGAAUUGGCCACUAAUCCAACAACCUUGUCCAUUCAAGAAUUGUGUGAAAGGACAUGCGUCACUAUCGAUGACAUAGUAUCAACUCUGACAAAUAUGGAUAUGAUCAUGAAGAAUGCAUACGGAGACUACGUGAUUCGGUAUAAUUAUGAGCUCAUCACUGCUUUUCUCGAUAACAUGGCCAAGAAGAAUUACACAACUGUAAAACCAGACUUGCUACGAUGGUCACCAUUCCUAUUUAAAGCUGCCAACAAUCCGCCUCCGGAAGAAGUGCAGGAAGAGGAGGAAGAAGGAACGAAUGGAGAAACUGUUGGAGAUGAGGACGACAAGCAACGUAAAGUUGCGGGAGACAAGGAUGACAAGCAGCGUAAGAAGUCAGCUGAAGUCGAAGGGGAGGAGGAGGUAGAAGACGAACAGGAGGACGAGGACGAAGACGAGGAAAACUCAGAGGAGGAGGAGGCUGAUGCAGAGGAGGAGGAGGAAGAAGAAGGUGAUGAAGGAGAAGAUGAUAGCGAAAGUGAUGUCUAUAAGGAGCGUGGACGUGGAAGUAGCUCGUCAUCAUUUUAA
Molecule: messenger RNA, 1983 nt
Organism: Synchytrium microbalum
Lineage: Eukaryota; Fungi; Chytridiomycota; Chytridiomycetes; Synchytriales; Synchytriaceae
Exons: 12
Coding region: 1-1983 (660 amino acids)
Biological process (GO): regulation of DNA-templated transcription
Molecular function (GO): histone acetyltransferase activity
Source: RefSeq, a predicted model, not a curated record